Nezara viridula (southern green stink bug) is the source of this 751-nucleotide messenger RNA. The record is from the annotation of a GenBank genome assembly. NCBI's taxonomy places the organism in Eukaryota, Metazoa, Arthropoda, Insecta, Hemiptera, Pentatomidae.
CUCCACUGAAAUGGGUUAUAUGAUGGGAAUAAUUUUGGGGUUAACCUGUUUGUUGGGUUUAUCAAAAGCACUACCAAUGCUAAAUGAUGGUGACUUACCACCAGUGCAAGAUGUAGCAAAAAUGGCAAGAUAUAUUAUUCAUACUUCAGAUUGGACAGUUAUAUCACACAUAUCGCAUCAAGGAAAUUCGAGUGAUUUUCCCCUUGGACGUGUUUUCUCAAUGAGCGAUGGUCCAAUAAACAAUAGCAAAGGUACACCUUACAUCUACUCAACCGAGCUAGACCCGGUUAUAAAUGAUCUUAAAAAGGACAGCUUAUGUGGAAUGACAAUGAGCCUUGCUUACGGUGACUACUGCAAGGAUAAACAUCUCGACCCGGAAAAUCCUCUUUGUGCCCAGGUCAUGCUAACGGGACAUCUACAAUUUAUUGAUAACAAUGAUGAAGAAGCUAAGUUUGCAAAAGAAGCACUGUUUUCAAGGCAUCCAGAAAUGAGCUCGUGGCCAACAGAUCACCACUUUCAGUUUGCAAAAAUGAACAUUGCUAAUAUUCAAGUUAUUGAUUACUACGGAGGAAGCAAAUAUCCUAGCACUGAAGAAUACUACAAUGUAUCUCUUUAAAUACAUCUGUUUAUAUGUUUUUCAUCUUUGUAUUGUCUAUAGACAUUAAAUAAAUUACUAAAAACUAUUAAAUAUUGCUUUUAUGUGAAACUCCUACAUAGCGUUUAUGAUAACAAUAACUGGCACUCCGUCCUG